Suncus etruscus (white-toothed pygmy shrew) is the source of this 554-nucleotide messenger RNA. RefSeq names its product 60S ribosomal protein L38-like. Gene Ontology annotation, biological process: translation; protein-RNA complex assembly. Lineage: Eukaryota; Metazoa; Chordata; Mammalia; Eulipotyphla; Soricidae. Gene Ontology annotation, cellular component: cytosolic large ribosomal subunit; ribosome. The record is from RefSeq and is a predicted model, not a curated record. Gene Ontology annotation, molecular function: structural constituent of ribosome.
UCUGUGCCGUUGGUGUCUCCGGGGCGCUCCGUGGAGAGAAGGGGGAUCAUCCGGGAUCAUCCAAGGCCAGGGACCGGCUUGGCCUUUGCUGCUCGCUUGCGACCAUGCCGAGCAAAAUUGAGGAAAUCAAGGACUUUCUGCUCACUCGGAGGAAGGAUACCAAGUCCGUCAAGAUCAAGAAAAAUAAGGACAACGUGAAGUUCAAGGUUCGCUGCAGCCGCUACCUGUACACGUUGGUCAUCACGGACAAGGAAAAGACAGAAAAACUGAAGCACUCACUGCCCCCAGGUCUUGCUUGCUGUGAAGAAGCUGAAGUGAGUGAAGCGGGCUUGUUGGAGGACCAGAUUAAAGAUGUGAAAACUCAAAAAAAAAAAAAAAAAACUGCCAGAGGGUCCAGAGGCUCCUCACAGCCACCUCCGGAAUGCUAUAGCAGGAAGGAAGCGUGCGCGCCGGGAACCGGGAACCGGGCCGGCCCGGGCGCAGCCACGGCCACCCGCGUCCGUUCCUCCCGCUUUGCGAUUCUGCAACAGCACGUUCCACUUUUCCCGGGCUAG